Grus americana (Whooping crane) is the source of this 504-nucleotide messenger RNA. Its product is annotated as killer cell lectin-like receptor subfamily B member 1C. NCBI's taxonomy places the organism in Eukaryota, Metazoa, Chordata, Aves, Gruiformes, Gruidae. The record is from RefSeq and is a predicted model, not a curated record. The coding region runs from base 1 to 504 and encodes 167 amino acids. The transcript is spliced from 5 exons.
AUGAACCUUAAUCCCUUUGCUGGGCAAGGAUCGGGCUGUCCCCAGCGGUACCGAACUGCUCUCUGGGCCAGCUGUCUCGGAAACCUCCUCCGGAGAGUGGCGGUGUUAGCGAUGGGACUUUGGCUUUCAGUUUUCCACCAGCAGUUGGGGAACUCAGGAAGCCACAGAAACGUGAGCGGGAACGUAGGAGAUGGCAACACCACCCUGGAGAAAGGCUGCUUGGAGCUGAGGAAAAGUCUCUGCUUGUCACAGUUGCAAGAGGGUGAGGGGUGCAAGCUCUGCCCCACGGGCUGGAUGCUGCACGGGAGCAAGUGUUACUGGGUUACCGACAUGAUCAAGUCGUGGAGCAAGAGCCAGGACGACUGCAGGAAUCGGGGGGCCGAGCUGGUGAUGCCGGGGGACCAGGAAGAGCUGGCUUUCCUAAACAAAAUCCUGCAGAAACCCAACGCUACUUCUGGAUCGGCCUCUCCAUCCCCUCCGCCGGGAAGGGCUGGACCUGGCUGA